Messenger RNA from Penicillium pulvis, 600 nucleotides. Its product is annotated as mitochondrial 54S ribosomal protein mL58. The transcript has a single exon. The record is from RefSeq and is a predicted model, not a curated record. Gene Ontology annotation, cellular component: mitochondrial large ribosomal subunit. The coding region runs from base 1 to 600 and encodes 199 amino acids. NCBI's taxonomy places the organism in Eukaryota, Fungi, Ascomycota, Eurotiomycetes, Eurotiales, Aspergillaceae. Gene Ontology annotation, molecular function: structural constituent of ribosome.
AUGGCAGCCUCCAUUGUGGCCCCGAAGCGGCCGUUUGUCACCCUGCCAUUCCUGUUGCCUUCCUGGACAGAUGCUCUCGCUUUAGGGUCCCGGCGCCAUCAAUCUUCCUACCGCCGCACCAAGCAACGUCUUCGUGUCAAGCCAGAUGCCUCAUUUGGUCCUCCACACCAAGGCCGGGAUCACAUCAUCUACAAUCCACCUUCAAGCGCCCCCUCGGUCUAUCAUACCCCCAACAAGUUCUUACCUCCCAAUGAUGCCCGACGAGCGAUGCGCCCCGCAACCCCAGCCAGCUUUGAUGCCAGCGAUCUUCCCAACGUGCACAAAAUCAAUGAUGAGGCCAAAUACCACCUGACACCCUCCGACAUCGAAGAAAUCCGCAAACUCCGGUUGAGCGACCCGAUGACAUGGAGCCGUCACAAGUUGGCCAAGCGCUUUGAGUGCUCGCCCCUCUUUAUUGCUAUUGUCUGCGAAGCCAGUCCCGAGAAGAAGCAGAUCCAGAAGCAAGUACUAGAAGCGGUGCAGUCACGAUGGGGAACGAAGCGUCGGAUGGCCAGGGAGGACCGACAGCUCCGCCGGGAGGCCUGGAACCGUGAUGAGUGA